Molecule: messenger RNA, 3027 nt
Organism: Topomyia yanbarensis
Lineage: Eukaryota; Metazoa; Arthropoda; Insecta; Diptera; Culicidae
Exons: 5
Coding region: 748-2907 (719 amino acids)
Cellular component (GO): extracellular region
Molecular function (GO): chitin binding
Source: RefSeq, a predicted model, not a curated record
UUCUCAACUAGUCAGCAUCAUCACGGCCACGCGAAAGACGCGAGUGAAAAAAGUACAAAAAAGAUAGUCGAAGAGAGUGGAGUGGAAGAAAAUUCAAUCUCGAUACGUGGAUCUUCGAUAGAUCAGCCCGGCGUUUGGGUGCUGCGUGUAAAAUUCAAAUCCACUUCCGCCAACAAGUGUAGUGAGGGUGUGGGGCAACGCGCUCGAGAAAAGCGAAGAGGAAAAGAAACCUUAACUGCUUCCAGCGGGUUAUAGCAAGUGCCACUAUAAUGUAGGAUGAACAAAAGCCAAAAGUUUAUUUGCACAGCGAAAAAUCUCAUCCUCCGGAUUCGUAACUUCGGAAAAGGCAACAGUCGGAACGCAAAAGUCAGCCCUCUCUAGUGGAACUGUGGGACCAUACGUUUUUGAAGGAAAAAUUUUGUACGCUAGAAGCUUACCGAAGAGAAACGAGGGAAGAUAGCAAAUUUCAAAAUUAGAUUUAUGGAUUUUUAAGUGCUUUAUUGUAUAAAGAUUUGUGGCGCAAUUCGGUUUCCGUGGGUUUUCUUUCUUCACCACGUGCAGCUUUCAGAGGAAAAUCAUACAUACACACAAACACUAGAAGCGUUCCCACGGUGAAGUGUGAAAAGCGAAGAUUGUUGAUUUUGAGAAUUACCGCGAGUGACAGUGUGAAAAGCUCUGUGUAUUGUGGGAAACUAACAGAUCUCUUGGCGCUUGGCUGUCACACUGAAGGAGUGUUGCUGGAGGGACAUGAUGCGACGCGAAUAUAUUAUUUUAACUGGAUGUUACUUUAUAGCCACGAUACUAUCCACAAUCAGUCAGACAACCGGAUUCGGGCUGAUAGACAGCAUGAUGCUAAACCACGACAUCCUCGAAAUGUUGCGGUAUGGUGGUUUUGACACGCGACAGCCGGCACGAAUAUUCUUGCCACCAAAAUUUUACUCCUCGAUCGUUUUCGACAGCGGCCACCGCAGCCCGGAGGAGAUUCUCCGAACCAAUCUUGAGCUUAUGAUGGAGGCCGUUUACGACGGCAGCCACCUCCAACGGAACCCAUCGGUGGGAACAUUAUUAUCGCCCACCACCCCUGCUGUCAAUCGGCCCAAUGCUAUUUCGUAUUCCGAGGACGGCGCCGGAAAUCGCAAUAAAGGAAGCGGAGCAUUAGGGAAAAAUGAUGUAACAAAUUUCAAAUCGUUUUUACCGUCGUCGUCGUUGUUGGCACCGUACCCGGCUGCUACUAGAAAGACUUCGUCGAACUACUCGUCAAUCGUGGCGGAUCAGACGAGAAACGAUGUGCCACAAAUCGUUUCUAGCUCAGGCGGCAGACUGAACGGGGAUACUACAAGCGUUAACAGUCGACGGGAUGGUUCGUCCUUAGGCUACAAUCUUCGCUUAGCAUUACCGGGGGAACCAGAUGUCGACUAUCCGAUUUUGGGACACAUCCCUGAAACGGGUUUUACCUGCUUUCAACGGCGUGAUGGGUACUACGCCGACGUGGAAGCUCGCUGUCAGGUGUUCCGCGUGUGUGCCAACACGGACGAUUCGGGCAGCGGAUUUGCGUUUCUCUGUCCGAACGGAACGUUAUUCAAUCAGAAGUACUUCGUCUGUGACUGGUAUAUGAACGUCCGCUGCGAGGAAAGUGAAAAUUACUACGAUAUGAACGAGGAAGUGGGUAAAAAUACAGCUGACUUUAGCAAAAUGAUGGGAGCCGUAAUGUCAAUGGUUAGCUUCCCGAUGGUUUCCUCGCUGCUGGCAGACGGCGAAUUCGACAGUGAUAAAAGGACAAAUUUAUUCAACGACCAUGUGAACCCUCAGAAUGAUGUUGCUUCUGCUGUCGGAGGUGGCUCUAAACCAUGGGACCUGUCACAUCAAGCUCACCCCCAGUUGAUAGGCGGAGAGCGUUUUGGAGAGCCACAUGCAGCAAAGACGGGUAACGGGUUUCAAUCAAAAUUCAAUCAGGGAACCACUUACGGAGAACAAGCUGAUAGGAAGGAAGCACACGUGUCAGUAUUGCCUCAGCAAGUGUAUGUCUCGAGCUUAGGAACACUCUCCACUGACCCACAGUCGGGAUUUGAUCCAGUAAAGUCAACGAUUCUUAUUCCACCUACGGACGGCUACGCAGCAGCGGGACCACCACGGUUGGGAGAUGGUGGAAAAUUGCCAUCUUUGAACCAGCAGCAUUUUAACGAAGAGAAUGCUCCUCCUUUGCCGAUUUCUAAUUCAAAAUUCGAGCUCCUGAUGGCGAAUCUGCUGAAGUCUUGGACCGAAACUGGUUACGCUAAGACACCCACUGCCAAACAACAAGUUCACAAUCAAAUUCUCCCUCCAACGGGCGUUCUACCACCAUCACCAACACCGCUUGGCUUUCACAGGCUUCCGAACAUUUUCGGAACCUCCCAGAUCGCACGACUUCCUUCCGCGCCACACAAUCCGAAUCUGGCAACGGUUCAGAAAGUUUUCCGAGUCAAGCAGGUGUACGUCACCCCCCAGAGUUACUAUCCGGCCAGCUAUUUUGCACCAUCUCGACCAGCUUACAGUAGCCCACCGGCGAUUUCAUGGGCGAGAGUUGAUAUCUCAAAACGGUUCCCGGAUGCGUCGUUGGUACUUGCUGCUUCACAACCUCAAAUUUCCCGCCGAAACGAUGCAGUACGAAGUAGAGCGGUGCAGCCAACUACGAGCCCGGUAAGGCGAGACACUAGCUACGAUGUUGAGGUUGUUCCCGCAUUUAGCUACUACUUAAACGAUGCAACGGAUAGGCAAUCAUACGAACAAAGUCUGAAGAAUGUACGAACCGUAUCGAAAGAUGUUGGAGAUCUGACUAGACAAUCGCCAGAUCGGAGCUCGUAUAGCGGGUCGUCGUCGUACAAUGUGCCAAUUGGCAGUAUAGGACCCUUAUAUGCUUCCAACAAUUGACCGCGAAGGUGUUCAAUGUGUUAGCGAAGGAUCCUACGGUCAUUUUCUGUAGUUGGUAUCUAACAACUUUGAUAUUAGUUCAAUGAGUGUAUAUUGUUCGAAGCAACCGAAAUAAAUAUA